Molecule: messenger RNA, 882 nt
Organism: Amphibalanus amphitrite
Lineage: Eukaryota; Metazoa; Arthropoda; Thecostraca; Balanomorpha; Balanidae
Product: nucleolar protein 12-like
Exons: 4
Coding region: 185-820 (211 amino acids)
Cellular component (GO): nucleolus
Molecular function (GO): RNA binding
Source: RefSeq, a predicted model, not a curated record
GCCAAAGAAAUACCAAACCUUGAUGCCCAUCGUCAAAACAAAACCGCGUGGGUGCGCUGCGUGUGUGAAAGUGUGAGAGCGAAUCGUGGGUUUUAAUUGACUGUAAAUAACUCCUGUUUGAAUUGCAUAGACUUUUUGCAGUGUGAAGACAUCACAUAUCUUCUUACACGUCAAUAAACAAAAAAUGGGCAAGAAAAAGGGUAAAGGGAAAGAACCAAAGCUUGAGCUAGUUUUCAACGAGAAGGAUCGAAGGGAUUAUCUUACUGGAUUCAAGAAGAGGAAACAGGAGAGACGUGAAACUGCUGCCAAGAAGUUUGAUAAGCGAUUCAAACAAGAGAAAAAUCGUAUCAGACAGGAGAAACGCAGCAAGCUACCGACACAUGGGCCGACGGUGCUUCCCGACAACAUGCUGAUCUCGGAGGACGUGGAGCCCGCGGCAGUGACCCACGAUCUGGAGAAGCACACCGUCAGUGUGACGACAAUCUCCGACCUGGACCUCACCGCCGGCGGACUCUUCCUUGGCAAGAACGCGUUGCCAGCGGCGUCCCAGGACGAGGAAGAGGAGGAUCAGCCAGAACCGGAGAAAGAUGAUGAGGUGCUGGGGAUGGAACUGAAGGCGACGCCGGCCCCCAAGGCAGCUGAGAAGCCGGUCUCACAACGAUCGCGGCAGAACAUCCUGGAGACCAAGGCCCGUCUGCAAGAGAAAAAGAACAAGCAGAAGAGCAAAAACCUCCAGAAGCACAAAGCGAGGAUCAACAAAAAGCACAUGAAGCUCAGCCAUCAGCUAAAGAAACAGAGACGGAAAGGCUCAGCCGCAUAGAGAACGUUUUUCUAAAUGCUAUCCAAAUUGUUCUUUUCUUGUAAAUAUAUCAACACAUCACA